Cydia pomonella (codling moth) is the source of this 1016-nucleotide messenger RNA. RefSeq names its product CLIP domain-containing serine protease HP8-like. Gene Ontology annotation, molecular function: serine-type endopeptidase activity. NCBI's taxonomy places the organism in Eukaryota, Metazoa, Arthropoda, Insecta, Lepidoptera, Tortricidae. The transcript has 7 exons. The record is from RefSeq and is a predicted model, not a curated record. The coding region runs from base 82 to 993 and encodes 303 amino acids. Gene Ontology annotation, biological process: proteolysis.
UCUACAUGUAGUAAGUAGAGUUUGGUAAAACCGUGCGGUCGCGAACAAUGCUUAGAUUUUAAAUUACUAUUGGCUGUAGUCAUGCUUAAGUGCACUGUAGUGUUAGUUGUAGUCUUAGAAUUUGUAUAUAUUGUAGCUGGUAAUAAUGAUAACAUAAGGGCACAUCCCGCAUGGAAGUUGCUACAGCAGUUCGAGUGUGGAGACAGUGCCGCAGACAGGAUUAUUGGCGGGUUCAACGCCGGACUCGGCCAGUUUCCAUGGAUAGCUCGCCUCGGAUACACAAGCGAGGACGAGCCAGAGAUAGAUUGGAUGUGCGGCGGCGUGCUUAUCACCAACCGGCACGUGGUUACCGCCGCUCACUGCAUCACCGAUGAGGACUCGGGUUACAAACUGUCCUUCGUCCGUCUAGGCGAACACAACACGGUGACAGACCCUGACUGUCAGCUGCACGUGUGCGCGCCGAAGGUCCAGGAUCGAAAGCCUAAAGUCAUCAGACCUCACGCCAACUUCAACAACCCGGCCUUCCAGAACGACAUUGCUAUCAUCUCUUUGGAUAGUCCUGUACAGUUGCAUGAUUACGUGGCGCCAAUAUGCCUGCCAUACAGCGACGAGCAACUAGCGACGUUGCCCCUGGGUGAAAUGCUGACAGUUGCCGGCUGGGGCAAGAUGAAUAUGACCACGGAGGAGCGGGCAAAGAUCUUACAAUACGUUCAGAUACCAGUAGUGGAGAAGUCAGCAUGCAACCUGUUCGGGAAGGCGUUCAAGAUGACCGCUAUGCAGAUUUGCGCAGGUGCCAUACAAAAUAAGGACGCAUGCGGGGGCGACUCCGGGGGACCUGUCAUGAAGGUGUUUGACAAUGAUGAGGGACCAAAGAACUAUCUCAUCGGUGUGGUGUCCUUCGGGCCGACGAUUUGCGGCAUCAAGAAACCAGGCGUCUAUUCUUCGUCCGUGGAAUAUCUCAGAUGGAUUUUAGACAACAUAAUGACGACUUGAAUAAAUUUGUAAUUUUAUUAUUA